AUGUGUUUUCCGCAUCCCUAUCACGAUUGUUCAUCCAUCCACUACCCUGUCCAAACCCGGGACAUCCAUGGUCGCCUCCUCUCCCCCCUGCCCCUCACCCACUCCCCCUAUCCAUCCCUGUCUUCCCCCUGCCCCUCACCCACUCCCCCUAUCCAUCCCUGUCUUCCCCCUGCCCAUCUCCCACUCCCCCUAUCCAUCCCUAUCUUCCACCUGCUUCCCCCUGCCCCUCACCCACUCCCCCUAUCCAUCCCUAUCUUCCCCCUGCCCCUCACCCACUCCUCCUAUCCAUCCUUGUCUUCCUCCUGCCCCUCAUCCACUCCCCCUAUCCAUCCCUGUCUUCCCCCUGCCCCUCACCCACUCCCCCUAUCCAUCCCUGUCUUCCCCCUGCCCCUCUCCCUCCUUGGGGAAGUGGAGAAAGGGAACUAA
This is a messenger RNA of Closterium sp. Naga37s-1, 426 nucleotides long. Lineage: Eukaryota; Viridiplantae; Streptophyta; Zygnematophyceae; Desmidiales; Closteriaceae. The record is from the annotation of a GenBank genome assembly.